Messenger RNA from Talaromyces stipitatus ATCC 10500, 3063 nucleotides. Its product is annotated as Ulp1 protease family protein. Lineage: Eukaryota; Fungi; Ascomycota; Eurotiomycetes; Eurotiales; Trichocomaceae. Gene Ontology annotation, molecular function: deSUMOylase activity. Gene Ontology annotation, biological process: protein desumoylation. The transcript has a single exon. Gene Ontology annotation, cellular component: nucleus. The coding region runs from base 1 to 3063 and encodes 1020 amino acids. The record is from RefSeq and is a predicted model, not a curated record.
AUGGGGGGUACACAAGACUCCCUCCAGCCUCCCAUUCCAGCAAACACCUCCAAUAUUCUUGCCGAUAGACCGGUACUGCAUGCUACUCUCGAAGAUUAUGGUCCAGUGGUUGAGAACCUGAAAAAGCCAUUUGUUUUCCCAUCCCAAGCCUCUGAGCGGCCACGAUCACAAAAGCGUCCUCCUCCAGAUUGGUUACUCUAUGGUCCUAGACGUCGUUCGACCAAGGUCGAAUUACCAGCGCGUCGUGAAGGGCCUAAUUACGGUUUCGACCUGGGAACCUACAACCCACGAACACCAAGUUCCAGCUUUGCAGGAAGGUCGUUUACAGGGCAUCCCAGAGACAAGGCAAUGUUCCGACCUGGGCGAAUUCCUCACAUGUUUUCACCAGACCUGAGCCCAACUGAAAUUCGUCGAUGGGAGCGUGAACGAAGAAAAUCUAUUUUCGAUUACGGGUCUGGCAAUACCAAUAUCGAUCUCCGAGCAAUGUUCGCAGAGAGUCGGGUUGAUAGGCUUCGACAGGAAUACGCUGAAAACCCGAUCCUAACACCACCUGAGAAGAAACUUCGGAUCGAUCCUGAUCUAGAAGUCGCACGUUUACGCAGACCUAUUAUUGGAGGCUCUGGACAGCGUAAUCCUUGGGAUGGUUACAUCUUAGAGCAUAAGCGUUCAUUAACCCGCGAUCCUUUUCGCAAACGUCGAGAUGCAGACGGCGAGGGUUCAGAACCUAAGCGUUCUCGUUUCAAUGGGGAUGGUACAGACGCAGACUCUCCUCGAACGCCAGUACGAGGGCCAAUCCCAGGUGCAUGGCCAGAAGAAGAUCCCGGCGUUGAGCCAAGUGCUCUUCAACGGAAAAUCGUCCUCGCUACAGGUUCUAUUUAUGUUCAAAUCCGUCGGAUCACUGGCCUCGUUCGACGUGCUCAUCGAGCUGUAAAGCAGGGCAUCAGAGCCAGUACCCGCUUUGCCGUUACUGUUGGAGAACGCAUUAGAGAGACUCGACAGAUACAGGAUGUCGAAGGACCGCCAGAUAUCAUUAUGGCCACCGAUGAUGAUGCGUUAGCUGCCAAUGAUCAAUUGCAGACUGAUAUGGAUGCGGGUGUCCCUUCCGAUUACCUUGAUAUGACAGACUCCGCCGAUAAUUCUUCUGCUCAAUUGCAAUCCGAGCUUCUUGAUCAUACUUCUCGCUUGUCUACACGUACUGCCACUGCUGCACAAACUACUGCGACCUCUGCUAACAUAAUGGUUCUAGAUCACAUUACUCAAGACGAAGCCAUGUCGGACACAAGCGUCUCAGUUCCGGAGGUGCAUCCGGCUUCCACUCCUCAAAUUCAACCUGCAACUUCUACUGCUGAGGUGUCGACCACGUCCGUUACUGAGGAGCACUCUGAUGUGCCCUCCACUACUGAGGCUCAGCCCACGUCUGCUGCGGAGGUGCAAGAGGGGCCUACUUCCUCCAUGGUCCCAGCCUUGGAAAUGGACGACGAAUUCGAAAUGGAGGCGUUCCAACAGAUGAUUAUGCAAGAUGCUGGUCGCGACGACUCCUCAUUUCCUAGUCUUUCCGAUUCGAUCACUUGGCUUACACGCUUCGAGCAACCGGCAGCAGAGGGUGAUCCAGGAGCAAAUCUUGACGUGGAGGUCAACAAACCUGAAACCGCUCAGGAGCACGCCGAAGAAGCACAAGAGUCUUCUUCAGUUGUGGCACAGGAGUCCGCCACCGAUACUGUCCAGACCACUGUCGAGACCACUACUCAAAUUGAAGAGCAGACUGUCGAAGAAAUUCCUGGCCCUGUGACACCACCUCCACCACCAGCCGAAGAUGAAGAAAGGAUCAAAACUCCAGAAGAAGAAGAAGCAGCGUGGCUGGCUUAUAGAGCUCGACGACUUCCUUUUGAAUUAGCUGAUUCUCUCGAUGAGCUGGAAGACGCAGAGUAUGCGCAAAAGAUGCAUAUCUGGAGAAAGCACAACGGUCAAAAGAGAUCCAAGAAAGCCGAAGAACUACUUAGGGAGGAGCGAAGAAUAGAUGAAACAGCCGACCAACUUGCGGCUACCGCUCUCCAGACCCCAGCACCCCCGAAACGAGUGACAUGGAUAGAUGACGAUAUCGACUUUCGCUCUCCUUCUGCAGUUCAAUGGUUCGCAAGAGAAUCUCCACCUGCCCACGUCGGACUUCGUCUUCGUGGUGAACCCGCAUUCAGGCGUGGCUAUGAACAAUUCAACGCAAGUGUACAGCGAAGACAAGAAGAAUGGGAACGCAGAAAACAAAAAGAGCUCAUCCAAGAAAGACGUCAAUCCCUCAACCGCGUCGGUAUACCUGACGGAGAAAGUCCAGUCCGACCUUUGACGGCUGAAUGGGAACAACGCUUGGAUUCGGCAAUGUCUGGCCCAGCGAAUCGCGUCUUAGCAUCAACAGGAGAUGCAGAUCUUACGAAGCAAAAGCUCAAUACUUGCUACUCACCUUUGGCUUGGUUGAACGAUGAAGUUAUCAACGCCCAUCUGACAUACACUGUUGAACAUCUCCGCCGGAAGGCAAACAACCUUGCACGAAAUGUUACACCAAAAUACCACGCUUUCAACAGUUUCUUCUACAGUUCCUUACGUCGAAAUGGUUAUGCAGGUGUCCAGCGUUGGGCUCGACGCGGAAAGAUUGGCGGAAAAGACCUUUUGAACGUUGAAACUGUCUUCAUUCCCGUCCAUGAAGGUGCACAUUGGACUUUGCUCGUUGUCAGUCCCAAAAUGAGGACUAUUGAGUACUUUGACUCCCUUGGAGGAAUCCCAGAUUCGUUCGUACACAAUAUCAAGAUCUGGCUCAAGCAAGAACUGGGAGAUCUUUACAAGGAGUCUGAAUGGGUAUUUCUCGACACACCGUCGCCUCAACAAGACAACGGAAGUGAUUGCGGUGUGUUUCUUCUUACGACUGCCAAAGCUAUCGCCCUUGGCUUGAAACCAACCAUCUACGGGCCUGAGCAAAUUCCUCUUAUUAGAAAGAAGAUCGUUGCAGAGAUACUCAACGGAGGCCUCACUGGGGAUUUUGACCCCGUGGGGUCCUACAGAUUUGUACAAUUAUAG